CCACCCUCCCCCUUUACAUUCUAUCUUUUUCCUUCUUUCUUCCUUUCCUUUACUCUGUGCUUCCCCCUUUCUUCUUCCAUCAUUCACUUUACACCUCUCUCUCUCUCUCAUGACGUGAACACAGCUCAGAGUUCGGGAGUUGCAACUUGCAGCGACUUGCCGACCACAUGAAAAGCUGAAACUUCAGUCCCCCUGCGACCAUGGCGAGCUCCGGAUCAUCACCCUCGUCGUCCUUCUUUGGCAAGUUCCGCUCUCUCCUCCUUCUCCUCCUCCUCCACCUCGGCUGCUUCAUCUUCUCCUCCUCCUCCUCCUCCUCCGUUUCCGCCGCCUCCACGACCAUCAAGAAACGCAAAGCCUCUCCGACCGCCUCCCACUUCAAGCCCCGCAAAGCUCUCUCUUCCUCCUGGUCUUACCUCAAGGGCAUCCUCAUCUCCAAGCCCCGAGCGUCUCACCCUCCAACGCCCUCUCUCGCCUCCGCCCGGAACUCCCAACGAUCCAUAGCCUCCCUCGUCUCGCCGGCGGAAGCUCACGCCCUCGUGGAGCUCACCUCGACCCCACCUCGCGAGAAGCCCUGGCCGGGGACCCUCCUUCAAGAGGAGCCCGACCACGCCGACCUGUUCUUCCCACUCCGCAACGACGCGAUCUUCCCGUGCACGUCCUGUGGCGAGGUCUUCCAGAAGCCGCUGCUCCUUGAGCAGCAUCACGCAACGCGGCAUGCAGUGUCGGAGCUCAUCGGCGAGGACUCCGGCCGCAACAUUGUCCAGAUCAUAUUCCAGACCGGGUGGCCCGCAGGCAAGAGCCUGAGGGUACUCCGGAUCCUGAAGAUCCACCAUGGACCGAGGACACUGUCGCGGUUCGAGGAGUACCGUGAGUCGGUGAAGGCACGGGCAGCCAGGGCCUCCAGGAGUCGGGACGAGCGGUGCGUCGCCGACGGCAACGAGCUCCUCCGGUUCCACUGCUCGACGUUCACGUGCGACCUGGGGCAAGACGGCAAUUCCAGCAUCUGCAACCAGCAGUACUGCAACGUGUGUGGGAUCAUCAAGUCGGGCUUCUCGAAGAAGCUGGACGGCAUCUCGACGCUGUCGAGCGGGUGGAAGGCGCACGGGACACUCCCGGACGACGUGGUGGAGGAGUUCGGGUUCAUGCACGUGAAGCGGGCGAUGCUGGUGUGCCGGAUCAUCGCGGGUCGGGUCGGGAGCGAGGCGGACGACGUGGACAAGGAGGAGGGCGGGGGGUUCGACUCGGUCGUCGGGCAGGGAGGGAGCGGGGCCCUCACCAGGUUGGACGACGAGGAUCUGCUGGUCUUCAAUCCGAGGGCCGUGCUUCCCUGCUUCGUGAUCGUGUACACCGUGUGAGCGGGUCGUCGUGUGGGAAUUGAGCCAUAAUAAUUACGGGACGUGGAAAAAGUUUUCGCUCUCCUUUCGAGUUUUGCAUGAGUUUGGUGCAUGUGAAUGUGUUGGGUAUCGUUAGUCAUUAACAUCAUGCCAUGCCAUGCCAGUGUGUGUGAACAGGUAUGGAUUAGAGAAUUUCUCAUUUUUCUUUUCUUUCUCUUUGGGGGGCGCAUCAAUUAGAGAUUUGGAAAGUGGUGGACAGUUGAGUUAGUAUUUUCUGUAGUGGGAAAUUAGGUUGGGAGAUAGAGAAGUUUUGGUUGUGUAAAAACUCUACUUAAUAUAAAGUGUAUAUGCAAAAAAAAAUUAAAAGGAAAUUAGUGAUCCAACAAGCUUGAUAAG
Molecule: messenger RNA, 1730 nt
Organism: Eucalyptus grandis
Lineage: Eukaryota; Viridiplantae; Streptophyta; Magnoliopsida; Myrtales; Myrtaceae
Exons: 1
Coding region: 201-1355 (384 amino acids)
Source: RefSeq, a predicted model, not a curated record